This is a messenger RNA of Misgurnus anguillicaudatus (oriental weatherfish), 2063 nucleotides long. The record is from RefSeq and is a predicted model, not a curated record. NCBI's taxonomy places the organism in Eukaryota, Metazoa, Chordata, Actinopteri, Cypriniformes, Cobitidae.
ACCUCAGAAGUACAUACAGUAUUCAGGGCUCCAGACUAACUUUUUUCACCAGGAGCACAGUGGCCCCCAACUGAAAAUUUUAAGCGGUAUGUUCAGAUAACAUUACAGUACAAAGCACAUAUAAUAAACAUAACGUCUUUACAGUUACUGUUUGAAAUUGAAAGUGGUUUUUAAACACCUCAUUAUUGCAUUUGGACCGAAUGCAAUGAUUGGAUAAACAUUUACUGCUUCUGAGACUUCCAAAGAAGAUUAAAAUUAUUUAAUAUUUAGACUACUUAAAUGAUCGUUCGCUAUCAGGAUGUGAGCAGACAUUCAGUAUGAUAAAAGAUUUUUAUGGAAAAUAUCCCCUACUCUAGAUUGACUUAACUAACAUUUCUAUCUCUUAUGAUGGAUCCAGCAUGUCUGGAUCUCAACACCAAUGCUGGUUGCUGAAAUAAAAAUUACCAAAUGAUAAUACCAGACUAAUGUUCAAUAUACAUCAUCGGUCAUGUUGAUGCAUGUUUCAUCUUCAGCCUGAUCACUUUAAGAGCCCCAACACAACAAUACAAAGAUUAAACUGGUCGCACAGGUGAAACUACUUUCACUUCCAAACCUGCCUUAGUCUUUUCAAACUGCUAAACAAAAUGGAUUUCUUUCUUGCCUUGCUCUCCUUUAAUUUAAGUGAUCUUUAUAUUUUUAAACUACUGAACAAAAUGGAUAUUUUGCUCGUUUUAUUCUGCUUUAAUGUAUUGUGCAUGAGGGGAGUGAAUGAGUUCAAGGACAAGAUGUCAGCAGUAUCAAAUAAUAGACAUUUCAUCGUCAUUCACAAUGAUGCUACUACAACAAAGCCAGACGAUCACAUACUGUGGAUGUCUGGAGCUGAAAACAUACACAAUCCUCAUGGUUAUGAAUGGAUAAUCUCUAAAAUUGACAGUCAUGUGAGAUUUAAAGAUAAGCAGAGUAGGUGGAACACAAUCUGGAACUACAGCAGCUAUGGUUGUGGAGAAAAAUCAAGGCCAGACAAGUUCGCAAGGUCAGCAUUUUCCUUGAGUACACUACCGGCUGAUACAGAUAUUCCACUGAAAGAAGGAGAUACUGUUACUUUUUAUACGGAUGUUGCUGAACUACAUGAAGGUGAUUUGAUAAAGUGGUGGAUUAAAAGUCAAGAAAUAGCUGAAGUCACUAAACAGAGUGUGACUAUAUAUGAUAACAAAAUCAAAGACAGAAUUGAAUUAGCCAAUCAGACUGGAUCUCUAACCAUCAAGAACAUCAGAAUCACAGACUCUGGAGAUUAUGAAUGCUACAUGAAAAAAGGGAACACAGAUCCAUCCAAGUGCUUUACUGUUACAGUCUAUGAUGCUUUACCCAUUCCUGACAUUAGCAGAGUCUCUUCAUCAUCAUCAGAAAGAUCUUCAAGCUCAAAAUGUGUGUUGUUGUGUUCAGUGUUGAAUGUGAGAGAUGUGAGUCUGUCCUGGUACAAAGGAAAAAACAGUUUAUUGUCCAGCAUCAGUGUGUCUGAUCUCAACAACAGAAACAUCUCUCUACCUCUGGAGGUUGAAUAUCAGGAUACAAACACAUACAGCUGUGUACUCAACAAUCCCAUCACAAACCAAACUCAACAUCUCAACAUCACAGAUCUCUGUCAACCUUUUCCAGGUAUGUUAAAAGGAUUAAUGUUUAGUUAGGCAUGUAAGUAGUGAUGUUAAAAGGGAUGUUAUACCAAAUAUCAUCAUUGCCAAUGAAAGCCUUAUUGCCAGUGUGAUGUUUUGUUUACUGAGGUAUUCUCAGGGGUUCCCACACCUUAGUUAACUUUAAAUUCAAGGACCUUUCAAGGACUUUCCAGGACUGUAAAAUUCAAGGACUAAUGUGGGGACACAUUUUAAGUAAGGGCAAAGUUACACCGUGUUACCUUUAAAGAUACAUUAUUACUGUUCCCUUUCGAGGGCACUCGCGCUGCGUCACGGCGGUGACACUUUGGGGAUGCCUCCAAGGGUAAGUGCGUCUGAAUGUGUAUAUCAAAUUCAACCAAUGGUGAGGCUUAACGACAAAGACAGGGUGACGCGGGAGCCAGGAAGUAUAUCGCU